GUAUUAUGAGUGCACCUGAUGCUGAUACAACAAUAUAACAACAAUGAAGGAAUCUAGACUUUUUAUCUAGAUGAACAGUGCAGUUUUUUGUAGAUAUUACAUUUUUUGGAAUUCUGUUUUUAAGGCGAUUUUUUAUAUGUUUUUAUGUUAGGCGGACUUUAGGACCACGGUUUUAAAAAACAGAAAAGUGAAGAAACAUACCUUUUUAUUUUUUUUUAUUUUAACCCUCCACCAUGGACUCCAAUAAAAAGAAAACAGAAAAUCAUACAGGUUUAGAACAGCAUGAGGAUGAGAAAAUGAUGACACACUUUUCUUUUUUGGCAAAUAACGGCCCCGUUGUUGAUGGCUGUUGGUACAGCUGUAAUUGGAUCACUGCAGUUUGGAUACAACACAGGAGUCAUCAAUGCACCUCAGAAGAUCAUUGAGAACUUCUUAAAUGAAACGUGGAAUAAGAGAUAUUCAGAGUUCAUACCGCCAGGCACACUAACAACACUGUGGUCUGUAUCAGUGGCUAUCUUCUCUGUAGGCGGCAUCUUCGGCUCCUUCUCAGUCGGUCUGUUUGUAAACCGAUUCGGCAGGAGGAACUCAAUGCUCAUUGUAAAUGUCCUGGCCUUCAUAGCCGCUGCUUUUAUGGGCUUCUCCAAACUGGCCGAAUCUUGGGAGAUGCUCAUAAUCGGACGCUUCAUUGUGGGUCUGUACUCUGGCCUGUCCACAGGCUUUGUACCAAUGUAUGUGGGAGAAAUUUCCCCAACUUCAUUACGGGGGGCGCUGGGAACUCUUCACCAGCUGGGCAUUGUUAUUGGCAUCCUCAUGGCGCAGAUCUUUGGCAUUAAAGAAAUCAUGGGGAACUCUACAAUGUGGCCCUUUCUGCUGGGCUUCACUUUUAUCCCAGCCCUCCUGCAGUGUGCCCUGUUACCUUUCUGCCCUGAGAGCCCACGUUACCUACUUAUCAACCAGAACGAGGAGGCCAAAGCCAAGAGUGCGCUGAAGAAGCUACGUGGAACUGAAGAUGUGGGUGAAGACUUGGAUGAGAUGAGGGAGGAGGGCAGGCAGAUGAUGCGGGAAAAGAAGGUCACCAUCCCCGAGCUCUUCCGAUCGUCUCUUUACCGUCAGCCCAUCUUCAUUGCCAUCAUGCUACAACUCUCCCAACAGUUCUCGGGAAUCAAUGCUGUUUUUUAUUACUCUACUGGUAUAUUUGAGGAUGCAGGAGUGUCUGAGCCUGUCUAUGCCACCAUUGGUGCUGGAGUUGUGAACACAGCAUUCACAGUUGUGUCUCUCUUCAUAGUGGAGCGGGCUGGUAGGAGAUCACUUCAUCUCAUUGGAUUGAUGGGAAUGGCUGUGUCUUCUGUUUUAAUGACUAUUGCUAUGGCACUGAUAAAACAAGUUCAAUGGAUGUCAUACGUCAGCAUUGUAGCCAUCUUUAGUUUCGUGGCAUUCUUCGAGAUCGGUCCAGGCCCUAUCCCGUGGUUUAUUGUGGCAGAACUCUUUAGUCAAGGCCCACGGCCUUCUGCCAUCGCCGUAGCUGGAUUCUCAAACUGGUGUGCCAACUUCUUGGUGGGAAUGUGCUUCCAGUAUGUUGAGCAACUGACAGGCCCGUAUGUUUUCAUCAUCUUCACCGUUCUGCUGCUGAUCUUCUUCGUCUUCACCUACUUUAAGGUCCCGGAGACAAAGGGCCGGACGUUUGAUGAGAUCUCCGCAAGCUUCCGCCAUGGGGCAGAUAAAUAUAAUCGAGAUGAUCUGAACGCACUCGGGGCAGACUCCCAACUUUGAGCUCUACUUUAUAACAAUAAAUUACACAUUAAUGCUAUCACUAACCAAGUGACAGUCCUUGAGUAUCAAACAGUGGGUAUGUUCACAGUGGCAUGCUGUCAUAUUACUCCUACUAUGAAUGCAGGAGAUUUUAAGGUGCAAUGUGUACAUUUUAGGAGGGUCUCUUGACAGAAAUGCAAUAUGAUAUACAUAACUAUAUUUUCAGUGGUGUAAAAAUACCUUGCAGCCAUACCUUUCUGUGGCGGCUAUUGUAGCUUCUAUAUGUGCUUCAGAAGGGAGGGGUGAGUGGUGGACUGAGCUAAUGGUUGCAAUUCACAAGCUCAGCGCUAGAUGCCGCUAAAAAUCUACACACUGCACCUUUAAUGUAGUAUCCAUAUGAUUGCACUCUUAACUUUUUAUAGAGGAGAAAGAAAGAGAGAGAGAGAGAGCGAGAGCGAGAGAGAGAGCGAGAGAGAGAGCGAGAGAGAGAGAGAGAGAGAGAGAGAGAGAGAGAGAGAGAGAGAGAGAGAGAGAGAGUUAUUAAAAAUUCAGCAGUCAACAUAAUAAAAUAAUUUAACAGUGUCCAGUAUACAGUGUAAUAUGAUGCACUGUAAAAACAGAUUUGUUGGUUCAAUUUAAAAAAGUCAUUUACCUGGGUCGCCUAAUAUUUUGAGUUCAUUCAACUUAAAAAUAUAAGAUUGUUGUCAACUAAUAUUUUUAAGGCAACCAGGUAACUUACUUUUUUAAUUUGAAGCAACUUUUUAACAGUGUACUCUAGAGGCAGUAUUUUAGUAAAGAUAUUCAAGAACAGGGCAAACACAGAGUAGCACAGGAACUUCCCAUUUAUUGCUUACAGCGUGUCCUAUAGUCACUGUUUAUUAAUUUUGUUUUUAUCAUUCUGAAAUGCUGAACAAUCUAAUAAUAAUAAUAAUAAUGACUAUAUAGUGUGUUCUUUUCGGCAUGUUAUACAUUGGCAUAUGGAAGGAAUUGAUAUAUUUGUGUACUACAAAAUCAUUUGAAUGAUUCAGCAUUCAAUUGCUCAAUUCAUCUUAGGAUACAGGCUUUCUUUUUGCACUUGCAAUUUUAAGAAAUAUUUUCUAUUGGCCAGUUAACCCACGCUCUAAAAAUGCCGGGUUGUCUUUAGCCCAUGGUUGGGUAACAUAUGGACAUUUUUUUUUAGGUUUAUUUAUCCCGUAAGUUGAUAAACAAUAUUUUUAGAUCGCAACCCAUAAUUUUUAUAGAGUGCAUGAUAGGGUCAGAAAUUAAUAUUGGAGACAUUUUUAUGUUGUCAGAUAUGUGUUCAUUUAUACUUGAACUGUGAUUUACCAAGGAUUAUGUCAAGAUUAACUAACAGAACAUUAUGUCUGCGUGUCUAAUACUUAUUGAGGCAUAAUGUCUUGUUUAAAUUGGAUCUUAUUUUAAACUUAAACAAAUUAACUAACUAAAAUAAUAUAUAAACAUCUUUCUACUGUAACUAAUAUUACUAUGGUAUGAUAUGCAUGUAAUAUGGUAAGAUGGUUAUUACAUAUGCAUAAUUGGUUUGAUUUUGUGCAUAUUGUUGAUGAUGUUUGUGUGAUUAUGAGAAUUUAGUAUAUUGUCAAUAAGUGCAAUACUUGUUCACCUAUUCUUGUCUAUUUAUUUCACAUAGUACUAGGCAUUAUAAAUAAAACAAGCUUCCAGUAGAGUUGACCAUUUCAUAUGUAAAAAUAUGUAUUUUUUGUGUAGAGACGUUUUUGUAGAGCAGAACUGUAAAUAAGUUCAGUUUUGCUCAAGUAUUAUUUCAAAUGUACUUAGUAUUCAACAUCAUUAAAGUUGACAUAUGGUUUUGUACACUGUGUCACAAAAAAUGCAUUAGAAGUACAAAAAAAUGUGCCAACCAAGACAUGA
This is a messenger RNA of Paramisgurnus dabryanus, 3636 nucleotides long. It is a transcript of the gene slc2a1a, whose product is annotated as solute carrier family 2 member 1a. Lineage: Eukaryota; Metazoa; Chordata; Actinopteri; Cypriniformes; Cobitidae. The record is from RefSeq and is a predicted model, not a curated record. Gene Ontology annotation, molecular function: D-glucose transmembrane transporter activity. Gene Ontology annotation, biological process: dehydroascorbic acid transport; response to insulin. Gene Ontology annotation, cellular component: basolateral plasma membrane; apical plasma membrane; plasma membrane.